Piliocolobus tephrosceles (Ugandan red Colobus) is the source of this 412-nucleotide messenger RNA. It is a transcript of the gene ZSWIM7, whose product is annotated as zinc finger SWIM-type containing 7. The record is from RefSeq and is a predicted model, not a curated record. Gene Ontology annotation, cellular component: Shu complex. Gene Ontology annotation, biological process: double-strand break repair via homologous recombination. Lineage: Eukaryota; Metazoa; Chordata; Mammalia; Primates; Cercopithecidae. The transcript is spliced from 3 exons. Gene Ontology annotation, molecular function: zinc ion binding. The annotation marks the transcript as partial.
GUACUUGGAAGUUCUGGUAAAACAUACACAUGUUUGGCUUCUUGUCAUUACUGUUCAUGUCCUGCAUUUGCCUUCUCAGUGCUACGGAAGAGUGACAGCAUCCUGUGCAAGCAUCUCUUGGCAGUUUACCUUAGUCAGGUUAUGAGGACUUGUCAGCAGCUAAGUGUCUCCGACAAGCAGUUGACUGACAUAUUAUUGAUGGAGAAGAAACAAGAAGCAUAAAAGGACUGCAGGAGGUGCUGUGGGUUGGAGCCGUGGGCUGUGGAGGGUUUGCGUAUGAUUAGAAGCCCUGUACAGUCUUCUCAAGAAAAACCCUGAGCCAGUCUCUGAGGUGCUUGGGUAAAAAAUGUCCCUGGAUGGAAUCAAGAUUUUAAAUUCAAAUAAAGCCUAAUAUCAUGUUGUGUCCACAUUA